Molecule: messenger RNA, 1320 nt
Organism: Prunus armeniaca (apricot)
Lineage: Eukaryota; Viridiplantae; Streptophyta; Magnoliopsida; Rosales; Rosaceae
Source: the annotation of a GenBank genome assembly
AUGCUGCCUCGGGACAUGCCCUUUGGUGGGGGUAAGCCUCCUAAUUACCAUUUGGGGGCAGAGGUAUAUCACCCCAAUUUCUGUGCUAGACAGCUUGGCUGCCCCCAACUCAUUCCUCUUAAGUCUUAUAGAAGCUGCAACCGUGCCACCUCGUGGAGGGAUUCUGACGAUUUGGAUGUGCACAAGGACUGCAGAUGUUGGGUGAACAAGAUCAACAAUAGUGUGGUUGCCCUUUAUCCAUCAUGGGAACCUAAUUCCUGCAGCUCCAGUGAGUUUGAUGCCUGGUGGAAGGCUCGCUUUGCUGGUCUGCCAGAUGCUAGUACUGCUGUGAAAACCCUGUUUGAUUCAUGGGACUUGGGGACUGUUCUGGCAGAGCCAGAAGCAAGAAAAUUCCUGGUGCAGAUGGUCAAGGGCAUAAACGCUCAAGUGAUAGAAGAUCCUUCUAUGACUAGAAACCUUGGGGGACAAAGCAUCCAAGCUAGGGGGAAGAAUAAAAGGAAAGAAGUCACACAGGCUCGGGAUAGUGCUCUCCAGCCUGAUCCCCAAGUUGAAAACUCCCCUUCUUCUUCUAAAGCAAAGAGAUCGAGAAAGAAGGUUGUUGAAGAGAGGGAAGAGCCAUCAGCAGUUCUUAUUGAAACCACAGAAACUGAUGAAGAGCUGCGAGAAGCCUUUGAGGCUGUGGAGGCAGGACGUUCUGCUGCUGCUUCUGCGCCUGAUAUUGAGGCAGAGCAUUCUGCUGCUGCUUCUGCUGGUCCUGUGGCAGAGGUCCAGACUGCUGGGGUUGUGGCUGUAGUGACCAGUCCUCUGAAACCCCCUAUUGUGGCUAUGCCGAUCCACUCUAUUCCUAGCUCUCCUGCUACUGCCUCAUUUGCGGGUCCAGAGCUGGCGGAAUUUGAGGCUAUGUACCUGGAUGCCCAACUAGACAGAUUAGAGCAGCUUUUUUCUAACCCAAGCAAGGCCAAGUCUAGAGCAGUGGAUGAGGCGGUGGACAGAGUUAGGAUAUGGCAGUCAACGGAGCUGGAUUUGGAUGAAGGUGGGGAGGCCAUAGAUCAAUUAAUGCAGGAUCUGGACCUGCUGCAUAAGCAAAAUGUGGCUCCCAGGCCCAUCCUUGAGAUUAGCCUUGGCCUGGCAAGAGACGUGCUUAAUCUCCACAACUGUUAUGAAGAUCUCAAGCCCUUAUUCAAGGCUUCUGAAUUCUGUCAAGCCACUCAUGAAGCUAAUCUGGCUGACUAUAAGAAGCAAAAAGCAGAAUUGGAUACGAUGGUUGCGGAUUACAAAGAAACGAAAACUGAUGCUGAUAAACUGGAAAAGCACAUUUAG